Messenger RNA from Fukomys damarensis (Damara mole-rat), 2195 nucleotides. RefSeq names its product ETS transcription factor ERG (gene Erg). Gene Ontology annotation, biological process: cell differentiation; regulation of transcription by RNA polymerase II. Lineage: Eukaryota; Metazoa; Chordata; Mammalia; Rodentia; Bathyergidae. Gene Ontology annotation, molecular function: DNA-binding transcription factor activity, RNA polymerase II-specific; sequence-specific DNA binding. Gene Ontology annotation, cellular component: nucleus. The coding region runs from base 276 to 1748 and encodes 490 amino acids. The record is from RefSeq and is a predicted model, not a curated record. The transcript is spliced from 10 exons.
UUCCUACUCCAACCAUCCGCAAGGCUUAAAAACUUCAAACUCAGAAAAAAAUUGGGGUUUCUAAAUUCACUGUUGAGUGCCGUGGAUUACUUUUGCAAAGGGUUUUUGGAGCGCUUCUUGAAUUUUCUGAUUCUUUACCUGUCCCUGACGGUGUCUGGAUGUGGGUCUGAUUCAAAGCAACAGAAUCACGGAGGUUGGAGGGCAGGGGUAAAGAAAACGAUGGGCUUGUCUGUGUUGGACUUCUGGAUCCUCUUCGGGACUCCUUGGCUCCAGGCAUGCCAGUCGGUCCCGGCGAAAAGGAAGAGACACUCGGCAAGUGGCCGUCGGAAGCACUAUCAGUGGUGAGCGAGGACCAGUCGUUAUUUGAGUGCGCCUACGGAACGCCACACCUGGCCAAGUCAGAGAUGACUGCGUCCUCCUCUGGAGACUAUGGCCAGACUUCCAAGAUGAGCCCGCGGGUCCCCCAGCAGGACUGGCUGUCUCAGCCCCCCACCAGAGUCACCAUCAAGAUGGAAUGCCACCCUGGCCAGGUCAACGGCUCCAGGAACUCCCCCGACGAAUGCGGCGUGGCCAAAGUCGGGAAGAUGGUGGGCAGCCCGGACACAGUGGGGAUGAACUACAGCAGCUACAUGGAGGAGAAGCACAUGCCGCCCCCCAACAUGACCACCAACGAGCGCAGGGUGAUCGUGCCCGCAGACCCUACACUGUGGAGCACGGACCACGUCCGGCAGUGGCUGGAGUGGGCGGUGAAAGAGUACAGCCUCUUGGACGUGGACGUCUUACUGUUCCAGAACAUCGACGGGAAGGAACUGUGCAAGAUGACCAAGGACGACUUCCAGAGGCUCACCCCGAGCUACAACGCCGACAUUCUCCUCUCUCACCUCCACUACCUCAGAGAGACUCCUCUUCCACAUUUGACUUCCGAUGAUGUCGAUAAAGCCUUACAAAGCUCUCCACGGUUAAUGCAUGCUAGAAACACAGGGGGUGCGGCUUUUAUUUUCCCAAAUACUUCAGUAUAUCCUGAAGCUACGCAAAGAAUUACAACUAGGCCAGAUUUACCUUAUGAGCCUCCUCGGAGAUCUGCCUGGACCGGCCACGCCCACCCCGCCCCCCAGUCCAAAGCUGCUCAGCCAUCUCCUUCUGCAGUGCCCAAAACUGAAGAUCAGCGCCCCCAGUUAGACCCUUAUCAGAUCCUUGGACCAACAAGUAGCCGCCUUGCUAAUCCAGGCAGCGGCCAGAUCCAGCUGUGGCAGUUCCUUCUGGAGCUCCUGUCCGACAGCUCCAACUCCAACUGCAUCACUUGGGAGGGCACCAACGGGGAGUUCAAGAUGACGGACCCUGACGAGGUGGCCCGGCGCUGGGGCGAGCGCAAGAGCAAGCCCAACAUGAACUAUGACAAGCUCAGCCGCGCCCUCCGCUACUACUACGACAAGAACAUCAUGACCAAAGUUCAUGGCAAGCGCUACGCCUACAAGUUCGACUUCCACGGGAUCGCCCAGGCCCUGCAGCCUCACCCCCCCGAGUCGUCCCUCUACAAGUACCCCUCGGACCUGCCCUACAUGGGCUCCUACCACGCCCACCCGCAGAAGAUGAACUUUGUGGCCCCCCACCCUCCCGCCCUCCCUGUCACCUCCUCCAGUUUCUUUGCUGCCCCAAACCCGUACUGGAAUUCCCCGACUGCGGGCAUCUACCCGAACACUCGGCUUCCUGCCGGCCACAUGCCUUCCCACCUGGGCACUUACUACUAGUGACCCCACGGAGGCCUCUCCUGCCCCCGGGCCGCCACCACAGAUCGCCAAGGACUCUAUGGGACAACAGGGGUCAGAAGUGCCUCGAGAGGGAAGAGUAACUUGGCUGGGGCUGGGAAGGGGUCCGGGAGAGAGUCCUAAAGACUCACAGCGGGAGGGAGUCACUAAAGUAUUACUAGAGACACCACGGAUGCUCGAAGUGUAAUGAACACGGACGUGUCACCUGCGGCCACCCUUGCUGAGGACGCGGAAGCAUGAAGUCGAAAGCACGUGUGCCGGAGGGUGUGGCCUUAAUAGUGUAGAGCCAUAGAGUAGAGUUUGGGGUCCGGCUCAUGAGAACUGGGAUCCAACUAAAGCAAUAGAGGUAACACCGUCUUGGCCGAGUGUCACGGAAGGAAAACUACCUGUAUUUAAAAACAGAAACAUAUCAAACCCGAAACAAAACCA